Molecule: messenger RNA, 2108 nt
Organism: Ruditapes philippinarum (Manila clam)
Lineage: Eukaryota; Metazoa; Mollusca; Bivalvia; Venerida; Veneridae
Product: heavy metal-binding protein HIP-like
Exons: 2
Coding region: 263-1114 (283 amino acids)
Molecular function (GO): protein binding
Source: RefSeq, a predicted model, not a curated record
ACAGAACAGUUAUUUUCUGAUAAAACUUAAUAGAAUAUGAUGUGGGCUGUCUUUAGAAGGUGUAUGAUAAUUAUAGUGUAGAGAUACGAGGAAAACCUGAUUACCUGUACCGUAAACACAAUAUAUCUUUAUUUAGUUAAAACAUUUCAGACUUUUUGGUUAACAGGGACGAAUUUAGACUCCAACGUAGUAAUAGUUUAUAAACGGAUAAUUGUGUUGUAUAUUAUAUGCGGACAUCUUUAUAUCAAAUUUUAUUGAAAAAAUGAAAUGUCUUUUCUCUAUACUCGUUAUCAUUGGUAACUCGAAUGUGUUGCUUGCUAACAAUGAUAAUUGCAGAGAAAACGAUCUGAAUGCUUUAAUGGUACGUCUGCGUGUACUUCGAACAGAGUUUGCCGACUUGAAAAUCAAGCAUGAAGAACUGAUAAAUCGUAUCGAUUUAAUAAAUGACACUCAAGUAGUUCUCAAGGAAACGAAUGAUAACCAAGAAACAGAACUUAGAAAGCAUAGAGAAGAAAUCAACAAUGCAUCUUCAGAAAUAAAACUUAUCAACAUAAAAAACACAAAACAAGAGAAAGAACUUAUAGAACUUAGAAAACAAAUCAACAAAACAUCCUCAGAUAUCAACACAGAAAACAGAAAACAAGAUACAGAACUUACCAAACUUAGGACAGAAAUAGAUGCAUUAAAAGGAGAAAAAGUUGUGGCUUUCACGGGAACAACACCUAAGGCGGGUACAUCAUCAACAUCUAUGUCUUUUACAACUGUCAUUACAAACGAAGGUAACGCGUUUGAUACAUCGACUGGCAAGUUCACAUGCCCUGUUAGCGGGCUCUACUACUUUUCCUUACACAUCAUCAAAAAGAGGACAAACCCUCCAGCAGUCCCCGUCGACCGGGCCGGAUGUUUCAUUAAUCUAAACGGAUUAAGUAAAGUGAGAGCGCACAUAGACCCAUAUGCCUAUACAACAGACAUUGGAAGUUACGGAGUCUCGACAUCGGUGUAUUUAAAUCUAAAAGUUAGAGAUGUAGUGACCAUAGAGAACUGUUACGGUACAAUACCAGACACUGUAGAUUCAUGGACAUCAUUCAGUGGUUAUUUAGAAAGACAAGUUUAAUAACUUAAACCAAAAUAUAGUUACUAUAUAUAUAUGUUUUCUAGUAUUUGUGUCACGGAAUGCUCUGAUUUUUGUCUCGCGCAUCAAAUGGCAGUUGAUACGAAAAAGUUUAUAUCUAAGAUUUAAAUGAUAAACACAGGUUGUUUUGAAGAAGGUACAUGUGUAUUUUUUCGAUACAACUUUAAAGUCAUAAUUUUCACAAGAAAUUUCCCUGUAUAACUUGGUAAAUUAUGUAGAAUACCCAAAAAGUGAUAUUUUAGCAAAAUUAUUUAUGGAAUGGUCCGAUUGUUUUGAUUUUUAAUACUGAUAAAUUACAAUGGAAUAAGUGUUUUAAAGCUGCUAGAUCGCACAAUAUUGCUGAAAUGUAUUGCUUGGAAAUCAAAUUAAAAUACAUCAAAUGUGCUUUUCAAAUAUAAUUUGUUUGUUUUGACACGGAUCCGUUAUCAAAAUACAUCAUUCAUGCAUAAUUUUUUCAAGUAUAAAAAUAUUAGACGUGUCUAAUAUAAAAUGAUCUAUCACUAUAUGCGUUCAUAUGUAUUGUUCCCUGAAACACUCUUAUUUAUUUUUCUCUGAAACACUCUCAUGUAUUGUGUAUAUUUUAAAUGGGAAAUAUACAAAUUGCAGUUAAAUUAUGUGUUCAAAAUGUACAAAAUAAAUACGGUCAUAUAAAUAACAAGUUCGUAUUGUUGAUUGGAAAAUGAAAUGAAAAUUAAAAUGAACUCUCCACAAUUUAUUUUCUUUGUUCAUUAAAAAAACCAAGGCAGCAAAUUUUAAAACGAGCAUUAACUCUAUUAUCAUUUUACAUAUUAUAAAAAAAAACGGUUCAUUUGUAUAUUUCAAAAGAUGAGCGAAAAGGCAAUGUAACCAUUUUAUAUGUUUUACUAAUUUCUUCAUUUUUUUUUUAAUUUGUAUUCGGUAAUUGAGAGAAACAUUGCAUAUCUUACCAUUCAAAACUGUUCGUCUAUGACACAAUUCAUUACCAUGCACUUUUCAU